AUCUGUACGUGAUGACGUAAGACGCCCAAAGAACAAACCGACGCAUGAUCUGAGAGAAAGAGGCGCCGGCGAACAAGAGAACAUGGCUGUGAACGUAUAUUCCACCUCAGUGACUAGCGACAAUCUGAGUCGCCAUGACAUGCUCGCAUGGAUCAAUGAGUCUCUACAGAUGAACUUUACCAAGAUCGAGCUUUUAUGUUCAGGUGCAGCCUACUGCCAGUUUAUGGACAUGCUGUUUCCAGGCUGCAUACCUUUGAAGAAAGUUAAAUUUGGUGCAAAAUUAGAGCAUGAAUACAUUCACAAUUUUAAGAUAUUGCAGGCCGCCUUCAAGAAAAUGGGCGUUGACAAAAUUAUCCCGGUUGACAAGUUGGUGAAGGGCAAAUUUCAAGACAAUUUUGAAUUCGUUCAGUGGUUUAAGAAGUUCUUUGAUGCCAACUACGAUGGAAAAGACUAUGACCCAGUGGAAGCACGACAGGGCCAGGACACCAUGCCUCCACCCAACCCCUCCAUGCCUGCCCUCAGCAAGCCCAAGAAGAUCUUGAAUGCAGCACCACAGAGAGCAACCGUUGCCAAGGUAACACCCAAGGUGGUGCCUGGCUCUGCGCGGAGACCUGGUGCUGGUGGUGAUGAGGAAAGGGCGGAACUUAUUCAAGAGUUAAACAUCUUGAAGUCUACAAUCCAGGACAUGGAGAAGGAGCGGGACUUUUACUUUGGCAAGCUGAGGAACAUUGAGCUGAUCUGUCAAGAGAAGGAGGGGGAGGGAGACCCCACCCUGCAGAGGAUUGUGGAUAUUCUCUAUGCCACAGACGAUGGGUUUGUCAUACCAGACGCUGAGUCAGAGGACCAGGAGGAGUUCUAAUGCUUGUGACUCGCUGCAGUUUUACCCUCCUCUCACCUUUCCAUUCCCGUCCUCUCCACACAGUCACUACCCCGCCAUCCACACCAUAUUAUGCAUUUGGACUUCCGAACAAACUCCAUACUGAAUUCCAUUGCGUCUGCUAAAGCAUGCAUAGACACACUUAAUGUCGAAAGAACUGUUUUAAUGCCCUCAGACCUCUGGCUGCCACGAUACUCCUGUUUCUCUCCGAGGAAGAGUGUGUUUCCCGUCUGUAAUAUACAAUCUAAUAUUGCUUUCCUCUUUCAGCAACUUCAGACACCUGCAAAUGUAUUUAUCUUAUUUGAAAUGUCUUGGACACAUCCUCUGUAGUGAUUUAUAGGCGGCGUCUCCCCGUCACUGCUGUGGUACAUAUCUGUGAUCACGUCUUAUUUAGAACCGUACCUUCCUGACACAAAACCGAGGGACGGAAUGAUAAAACGUGCAUUAGUUCAUUGCAAAAACCCUCUCACUUCCUAGUUUCCACUCAUGGUUUUGGUGCUUGCUUUAGCAUAAGGCAGGUAGCAGUCACCACCGCUCCAGUCUAUCCUCAGUGACUGUGCCUUAUACAGACUGUCUGGAGGGAGUGGACCCAGUCUGACGUUUGUCUUUUCUUUAUUUUAUGGAUAUAGUGAAGCGUCGUUUUCGAGUCGACGCACGUACUAACACUCAGUCGUGCGCUUUGGCCUACAGGACGCCGAUGUACUGUGGCACCACGGUUGCACGAGUUUAAAUGUUUUUAUUAUAAUUUUAUUGCUUUCAUUUUAAAGAAUUAUCCGUAUGAAGUUAGUAGCCACUACGUUGGCAGACUCGGCCAAAAUUUGAAUUGACAAGACAAACACUGCCCGUUUUCUACCUGUUUUACUGCCUUAUAUUUAAUGCGUUUUUCUAUCCUUUCCUUCGCACUGUCUCUCUUGGCAAAUGUUUGUAAUUCAAGUUAUUAAAGUUUUAAAUUUAAGUUUUCUUUUGUUUCUUUUAAUUAUUAUUUGUAGACGUAGCGGCAGCAGCAGAAUAUUGGUUAUUUCAGACCUAAAUCUUUUAAAUACACAAGAAGAGAACGUGAAAUCUUUUGAGUUAUUUUCAAAUAUUGCACUCUUUCAAGACCAUUCCCCAAAUAACCAUGUCAAGCUGACGAUACAAAUGCAAAAACACUAAAAAUAUCGACUAAAUGAGCUUUGUAGAUGAAAGCUUUACUUCUCGCUCAUUUUCGGAAAGUUCAGAAUUUGAUCUUUCCAGGCAAUGCUCGCUCACUUCAUUUGUCAUUUUUUGGAGAUUCAACAUGAUUCUGACUUUAGAUCACUGUGCCAACUCUGACUUUCUCCGACGUGUAGCUUCAUUGUUUUCUUGUGCACUGGUCAUUCUCAAUCAGUAGCAGUUUUUCUGUGUGUAGUUCUCAAUGUUGCAUUUUACAUCAAUAGCACAUGCAAAACCGGCAAUCAGAGUUGUUAUUGGUGCUAUCGAAUACCUUGACCCUUAAGAACUUGCCUGUUUGAGCUAGACAAGCCUUUUUGCUGGAUGUUUUGGUUCACUGGAUUAGAAAUAUUGCUGCAGUUGGGUGAAUAUAACAGUGCUGGAUCUGAUCUAAAUAGGAGACAAUAGGAAAACAAGUGACACUCACAUUUCUGGGCUUGCAUUGACAAAUAUCCCAUUGUAAUUUCACAUAAGCCGAACUGCUAAAUAUUGGCGCAAGAUGGAUGCAAGUAAAAAUGUGGAAGGAAGUAGUUUGGAAGCAGGUAAUGUCUGUUAAAGGCAGUGAUUGACCCUUCCUUCCUUUCUUUCAAUGCUCUGUGGCCUUUAAGAACAAUCUGUAGCGAAGGUACUCAGUACAUUGUGGGCCCCGCACCACGACCAAACUGUCUCUCUCUCCCUGAUUUUGUACUUGCAGGCUGUUAAGAGUUCCACAUUUUUAACUGAAGUCCAUUUCUUACAAUAAAACAGUAUUUACAUGUC
Messenger RNA from Onychostoma macrolepis, 2824 nucleotides. It is a transcript of the gene mapre1b, whose product is annotated as microtubule-associated protein, RP/EB family, member 1b. Gene Ontology annotation, molecular function: microtubule plus-end binding. The transcript has 7 exons. The record is from RefSeq and is a predicted model, not a curated record. NCBI's taxonomy places the organism in Eukaryota, Metazoa, Chordata, Actinopteri, Cypriniformes, Cyprinidae. Gene Ontology annotation, biological process: regulation of microtubule polymerization or depolymerization; protein localization to microtubule plus-end; spindle assembly. Bases 83 to 859 code for a protein of 258 amino acids. Gene Ontology annotation, cellular component: spindle midzone; cytoplasmic microtubule; microtubule plus-end.